AGUCAUGUUGCUGAAUCCCUGGAACUCUUAGGAGAGUGCAAAGAUUCACACGGACAGUUCAGCGCUGUGUAUGCUAAUGCUGCAGCCAUACGGCAAGGAAAUUGUGGGAUAACUGUAUUAUAGCUACCCCCAAGAUACCUGCAUACCUUUGGCUACCAGUGGUUUAUUAGGGAGCACUAAUUGCAUUUUCUGGAUGGGCAAGCAGGUAAAAAUGAGAAUGCAGAGACACAAUGCAAAUAGAAAGAGCAAAAUAAAUUGGAACUAAUUUUAGCCGGUAUCCAGAUUUCUGGGGUCAAAUGUCACCUCACUUGUGUUUUCGGGUCAUCAGCCUUGUCAUGUUACUGCAGUGCAAUAUCAGUAUGAGAAAAGGAAGAAUUAGGACCAGAGCAGGUCCCUUUGCUCCCCCAGCCCAAGCAGGCCCCGUGGCAAAGGCCCAGGGCUGGAAAUCCAGCUGCACACGUGAGCAGGCGUGACGCUCUCCUGUUGCAGCUCCCUGGCGUGCAGCUACGCGUGUUGGGACCUGCCUGUGCAGCUCCUGUCCCAGCUUGGCGUGGUUUGCAGGAGGCACUUCACGGGCCAUAGGUGGGGCGUUGCUAUUUGCCGAGGAGUGUGUUUGGAUGCAACAGUAAUGGUGAGCCGCCGCGGCUCAUCCACCGUCAACAAGCUCAGUCCUUGGAGCAGGACUGAACCAGCCAGCAAAGGGACCAGGAACUGGGACCACAGCCCGUCUGGAGCUUUGCUCAGCUCUGUCUUGCUUUUAGCAGGAGCUCUGCAGAAAUGGCUCAAGAUGACACCUCUCCCUUCUGUGCCUUAACAUAAAAAAGAGUUUGGCCCUAAAGAAAUAACUUUUUUAAAGAACACAGGGAAAAUACUGAUUUACAAGUUAUAGCCCUGCAUUGGGGUACAGCUGUAGUCUGCACCAGGUUAUCAAAAUUGGGGAGAGAUACAUGAAGCUUUACGUGGCCUUGCUGAGCCCCAGGUCUCAGCUGCAGAGUGAGAGCCCGUUCUCCCCCCAGUUAGCUCAGCAGCCCUUUCUGUUUUACUUUCUUUCCUAACCAUCAUUUAUUUCCUUCUGCAGUAGUGUACAGACCAGACGCAUCGGUCUCCCCCUCUCUCUCCACCUCCUUUCCAGCCAUGUGACUGAGCACUCCCUGCAUCAACUAAAACUUUUCAGUCUCCAGGAAACCUUGAUUUCCUUUCCACCCGCUCCACACUGAGAAGCAGCAUCUCUCAAACCUGCAGCUGUGCUGGCCAUGGGGAGAAGCGCACGGCAGUUCAUCUUGCUGACCUUCACCUGUGCAUUUUCCUCCUGCUUUGCUGAAGUCACCCCAGGGGUUGAACUGUCUCCAGAAACCAUAUCCUUCCACCAUACGGCUAAUUCCGCUCAGCCACUUUCCCUUUAUCAUUCUUCACCCCAUCAAGGCAGCACAGUUAAUUUUAACAGCACAGGCUCUCUUAAAACAACACCCAUAAGCCAUAGAACAACUGUCCAGACAACAGAUCAGCAGCAGGUAACAACAGCACCAGGCCAUCACACAACAGCCCAGUCAGGAGCAACCACCAUGCAAGUGACCAGCCAGAAAUCUCCCCUGGUGGUAUCCACAACAUCAGCAGACAACACAACUGCAGUUGGUCAUACAACAACCCAGGCAAUGGAAACAAUUACACCUGCAGUGAAGAACACAACUACGCCCGCUGUGUCCUCAACCAAGCAAGCCAGAACUCAUGUGAGCACAGAAACGACAGCGGCAAUCACAAACACAACCAUAUACACAAGCCAAACACCAUAUACACAAACGCCAAAUACACAAAUGACAGCUGCUGCCAUAAGCACUACAACAACCACCACACAAACUGUAAAGCCCACCACAGGGUCAGGAAAUCAAACAACGGCACCUCAAAGUCCAACAGCCACAGCCGUGACCAACAGAACAACCGUUCAUCCAGGGACUCAAACAACCAUCUCAUCUACUACAAUGACAGUGAGACCCACUCUUGCACCGCAGCCCCCUCCCAUCCCCACUGGCACAUACACCGUUUGCAGUGGGAACAAGACCUGCAUCAAGGCAGUCAUGGGUUUGCAGCUGAUGGCUCAACAUACACAGACGAAGCAGAUAGAGUACAUGGCUGUCAACCCCAAUGCGACACAGACGUCUGGAAGCUGUGGCACGGUGCAGUCUGAGCUGAACAUAUCUUUCAGUGGAGGAUUUAUAAACUUCAUCUUUGCAAAGCAAGCUCCAACAUACUAUGUCAGCAAAAUUGAGGCCAGAUUACAGUUAUCUUCUGAAGGCAUGUUUUACUAUGCAGCCAUACAUGAGAAGCUGUUUACAACAAAGCUGGGGAAUUCCUUUAAGUGUGCCAGCAAGCAAACCUUUGGCUUGGAGAAGAACUUCCAGCUACUCUUGGUUAAUAUGCAGCUGCAGGCAUUUGAUAUUGUUGGUAACCAGUUUGGAAAAGAAGAAGAAUGUUUUCUUGAUAAAAACAGCAAAGCAGCUCCCAUCGCAGUGGGCCUGAGUAUCCUGGGAUUGUUUGUCAUUGUGUUUGCCACUUUCCUGAUUUCCAGAAGAAAGCCGCAUCGAGGAUACGAACGUAUCUGAGGUGCCCUUGUACUUCCAAAUGGGUGUAGCAAGUAGAGAAGUUAUGGGAGUUUUAGCUUCUACUUAGAAAUUUCACCUGAAGCCGUAUUUUCAAGUGGGAUGACAACAUGUGUUUAAAGCUAGAGAAUAUUUCUGGAAGUGAUUUCUUUAAGGUGGGAAGGUGAAAACUCACACCGUCUACUUUAGGCUAUUCUUAGCAUCUAAUUUAGACUUAGUCCAGAGACCCAAAGUGAGGAGCAUAAAUUCUUUAUAUUAUCAACAAAGGAGGCAAUUCAAACCACUUAAGUCAGAUGCCUAAAAAUAGCUUAAAGGGAGCAGUAUCGCUUUUUCCCAGAAAAUCCAUCAGAUUUGUUAAAGAUAGCAUUUAGAUUUAUUAAAAUAGAUGAGUCCAGUAAUAUGACCUUCAAGUGAAUUAACCAGAGGUGCACAGCUACAGACAACCCUGUUAAAUCAGAGCUCAGUGAAAGCCUCGUGGGAACUGUGUGUAUGCUGAAGUCUCAGGCCAAGUGUAAGUGUGUCUUCCAUUCACAAGCAAGUUCUCACCAUUCCUAUAACAGGGUUACACUUCGUAACUUCUUGGUUUUUUCCUGCCAAGUCCUUCACAAGGACGUAGUGGUUAUAUGUGACUCUACCUCUGGAGGUGGUAUUUUUAGAAAAUUUUCUAGUUUCCAGUGACUAUGUAUGCAAAUAAGAGAUUACCCAGCUGAGGUCAUACAGGGUCUGCCUGACCAGUGCGUGCCAAAAUUAUCACUUGUCAUUGCUUAUCUCAGCCCUGCUGCAAAGAUGUCUGAACUUCUCGCCAGUAAUUCUUGAACUGCAGCCUCAUAAUGCACAGCACACUAGAGCAAGCUGACAUUGGUAAAUUUAUCCUAAAGUGUUACGCUGCAAACUGCACAACUGAGGAGCUGACUGAUGGGCAGGUGAGGUGUCUGUGCAGCAGAACUGGGCAGGUGUUUGUUUGGAGGCAGUAACUCCAUCCAUCCGCCACAGCAGACCAAGCCACCCCACUUGGCAGUCGGUGCUCAAGGCACUGCAUCCCUUUGCCACACGUUUGUAACACAGUGUGGAGAAAGCUAACAUGAGGGUCUGAAAGCACUGACACGUGGGCUGGCGCUGAGGAUGCCAAUGUAAUAGAUGGGCACUGGGGUGAAUUUGUUUGAUAAAUUCAAGGAGCUUAAUAUUUCGUGGUCUUUUGAGAGCUCAUGCAUCACCCGCUUCCUAUUCAGGCAUGGACCCGUUACAGUGACUGCUGCUGAACUCAGUAACUGCCCCGCUACUGAGGCGGCAGCACUGUGAUCUCUCUUAAUCUAGGAAGACACCACACUCGCAGAAAAUGCCAGGGAUUAAGUGGCCACAAUUGUGGUAGACCUGCACAAGGUCCAUGAGCAAAUGGAAAUCCACUGGCGCUGUAUGGUCGAGGCUUCUGUGGGAAACAAAAGCUCGCAGAGGCCUUGGACAAACUCUCUGCCCAAAAGGGAAUGCUAUCUAGUGUGCUCACAGCUGAGCAGCUGGAUUCUCAUAUGGAAAUAAUUUGGAGUUGCUUUAAAGCACACUGAUACGCUCUGUAGUGUGUUUCCUGCUAAGCCAAUGAUGAAGGCAUGAAAGUAGUAAUUGCUUUUGAGAUUAAGUUCAGCUAAUGUUCUUUGUUGUAAUAAGGAAAAUCUUACCACAAAAGAUUUACAAAGCUAAACAUAUCCACAAAUGUGCACAUACACGUGCACAUACCACACAAUCUGUUUACUGCAGCAAACGGCAUCAACAUUAUAAUAAAUGACAUACAGAAACAUUUACAAAAGAAAAUAAUAUUAAAUAACAGCACACUUCCCCCUUAGGAGUUAGAGUAAUGGCUUAAAUUCUACCAAUAAAAGCUUUGCUUAGAAAAGGACCGCGGAAUGGCACCCAUUAAACAUAAGAAAGACUGAAGUCAUCUGCAAAAAUUCCUUGUCAUUACUUUAAUCUGGAUCUAAAUAAAACAGAAAUGCUGGGAGCUAAUUUAAUUUCCAUUAAUAAUGGCCCAAAUCCUGAGCAAUUACUAAUGGUGAUAGAACCUCACUGGAUUUUCACUGAGUAAAACUGACAAUAUUUUGUGAGUUCAAUUUCCCUUAAGUAUUUUUAAAAUAGUUUUGAUAUUUCACUAGUAUUUAACCAUUGAGAGUUUACUUAUUUAAAUUAAAGAAGAAAAUAAAUCCUUUUGUGCCAUUAAUUACUAGAAGAUGCUGGUCUGUGUCAAGCAGGAAACAUGGUCAUGCUGUUCCAAAAUUGACGUAAUAUGUAGCUGUGCAAGUAAUUAAGUCUCCAGAAAUGUUACAUUUGAAUCUGAAUGAACCAAUAAAUAAGAAAGAUAAAGACAAUUUUGAAGCACUUUUGCACUGGGAGAAACAAAGACAGAAGUCAGAACCAGCUGUGAGCAAGGGAGGCAGAUGAAUAUGAUUAUAAAUUAGCACAAGAAACUGAACACCAAAUUUUCCAACCUUUAACACAGAUAAAGUGGUUUGAACUGUAUUCAGUUGAAUACUCAAAUUGAAAUCUGAGUAUUUCAAUUAUUGUUUUGUAAAAGGUUCCAGCACUGUUAAUACUGUUUAGUGAACUUUAUCUAGCUUAUUUUCACCCUUCUUCCUUCCCUCCCCAGUUAGUGGACAAGCAGCCCACUGACCUCAGUGGCCACUGUUCAGGCCUUUAGCUUAGUAAGAUCCCUCUAGUUCCCAGGGUUAGCUAAUACUGCUCAUCUGUUGUUUAGAAAGCAUCUUUUUAUACUCGAGUAAAGCAUUAACUUUUUUAAGAAGCAAGAGAAUCGAUGAGAUGUCCAGCAGUAAAUGUAAAUAUUUGAAAAUAAGCCUAUGUAUGCAGUAGUCCCAAGCCAUUACAUGUGGACGUUUUAACGACAUACGCUGCCUAAACAGCUCAGCACCACACAUGAUCUGACCCUAAGCCGUUGUGACUAGUGAUCGAUAGACAUCUUUCCCAUUCAAAACUAAGUCCUAUUUCACAUGUUAUUUGGAUGGUUGGGUUGCCCGAUCUGUACAGUUUGUUAAUUCUGCUGAUACAGCGUUUUUUUGUUGUGUUUGGUACUGAAGAAUCUCUUCAUGUUAAUAUUCAGUGUUUUAACAUUUUGUAUCAACAUGAGGAGAGAAAACUGUUCUUAAUAACUGAUAAUUCUGUGUUUAAUCUUGUAACACCCUCUGGCAUUUUUACUGAUGAUGCAAGGUUAAUGUUUUUUUUCCCCCCACUUUUUUCUUUCUACAGUGAUUCAGACUAUUGGUAUUGAACAAUGUUUGGAUUCAGGUUUACUCAAUUUGUUCUUAUGCUUUUUAUUGCUAUUAUUUGUUUGCUGUUUUUAUGAAGCUGCAUACUGCCCUUUCCAGAUGAAUAAUACUCUAGGCUUGCUCUAAAUGGCACAGGUAAAGUGCACGUGGUAUAAAACUAUGAAACAACUGGAUGCUCCCGUGAAACACUGCCAACAUGCAGCAAAAUGAAUCCAGUGGAGUUAGUGCUUUACAGUAACGGAGGAUCCACUGGAGAAUUCCUUACUGCAUCAGGAGACCCCAGCCCCUAAGAGCAACCUUUCUCCCACCUGCAGCCCAGCCUGCAUGCCCUCACCUCCUCCCCUGACCACAAAACACACAGCCUGCAGCAGGGAUGUGGGUCAGCAUGCCAGCACAGCAGGGAGCGUUGCCUCUCUGAAUUUAAUGCUGAAUUAGAAUUAGACAGCCCAGCUGCUCCCCGAGUUGCCAUGUGCAGCUUUUAAAGCUGACACCAGUAUAUAUAUUCUGCCAGAAUUUAGGUAGAUAUUUGGCUGGCAUUUUUUUAUCUGAUGGAGUUGCUUUCACGUCCUCCUCCCAGUGGGAAGACUCUAUAGGUGUAAUUGGUCUUGGUUGCCAGACCUUUUUUAAACAGCUUUUCUGAGGAAACAUUUUGAGCCAAAAGUCCUUAAAAGAGCACCGUACAAAGAAGAGGCUCUUAUGAUAAAAUAGUUGUACACUAGGUGGGUCAUAACAGUUACACCAUGAGCAGGAGUGCCCGGUUUCUUUGCUUUCAGUCAAUAUGGAUGUAAAUGAAAACAGUACUUUCUAAGUCUGGCAGAUUGCUUCCCUCCCAGGGCUGCUCUUUGCCAUAGUCAGGCUCUUGUUCAGCAACCUGCUCAUUGCUUGGGACAAGGGUUUACCAACCAACCUGCCCUAAAAAUCUGCAUGCCAAAAACCUUCACAUAGUCAGCAUGAGACCAUGUACUAAGAGAGAUGAGGGAAAAGCACAGCCUGCUGUGGGAGGGGGCAAGGUUGCAGCUGAGUCCCAGUGUGACCAGCAAUGUUGAGCCCCAGCUCACCUUUCUCCCCAGUUACGGGCUCAGAUCAACCCAUCCCCAAAGCAGAAGCUAUUGAUCAUGACGUGAUGUGUCCCAUCAGGGAAGCUACGCUUAACUUGCUUGCGAGCAAGUGCUGGUCAGGAUACAGCAGGGCCACUCACAGAAAUUGGGAAGUGAGCACGUCCCUGUAACUCCCUGAUGCUCCGCUGCAGCUCUCACCCCAGACCAUUCACUGUGGUCUCUUGCACACCCCAGGUAGACACAAGGGCACCCCAUGCGCGUGACGAUGUCAUACUUCGACAAACUGCCAAAGUUUAUAAAGUAAGAAUUAAUUUCUUUCAGUGCUUUUUGCUCUCUGGUGGACGAAGUUCAAAUUGAAAAACAGCUGUUAAUUCUGGUUGAAAGAGGAAGGGAGAUGUAGAUUAGCAUCUUGAGUGUAUGAUAAUGGUUUGAUUGAUCACUUCUAGCUUGCUAUAAUAUAUGGUUGCUAAAAAAUAAUUUGCUAUGAGAACUAAGAUAUGCUCUUUAUUUUUCUAUUAUUGUUGUCUCUAUAAUAAAGGUUAUAUUUAGUCAUUAAA
Tyto alba (common barn owl) is the source of this 7475-nucleotide messenger RNA. It is a transcript of the gene LAMP3, whose product is annotated as lysosomal associated membrane protein 3. The transcript is spliced from 6 exons. Lineage: Eukaryota; Metazoa; Chordata; Aves; Strigiformes; Tytonidae. The record is from RefSeq and is a predicted model, not a curated record. Bases 1254 to 2597 code for a protein of 447 amino acids. Gene Ontology annotation, cellular component: membrane.